Molecule: messenger RNA, 2285 nt
Organism: Cryptotermes secundus
Lineage: Eukaryota; Metazoa; Arthropoda; Insecta; Blattodea; Kalotermitidae
Gene: AdoR
Exons: 4
Coding region: 4-1803 (599 amino acids)
Biological process (GO): G protein-coupled adenosine receptor signaling pathway; adenylate cyclase-activating G protein-coupled receptor signaling pathway
Cellular component (GO): membrane
Molecular function (GO): G protein-coupled receptor activity
Source: RefSeq, a predicted model, not a curated record
AUAAUGGAUUUGGCGCUGAGAACAACCAUCAUCGGGGUGUGCUGGAUAUCUGGAACUUUGGUGGGCCUGCUCCCUCUUUUCGGCUGGCAUAGGCCUCAAUCAUCUGAAGGAAUGAAAUGCCUGUUCACUGAAGUUAUGGACUACGACUACCUCCUGUUUCUGUACUUCGCCACCAUCGUCGCGCCUGCGCUGCUGAUGGCCGCUUUCUAUGCUCACAUCUAUCGAGUUGUGCUCAACCAGCUGCGACGGAUAGUGACAAUGAACCCCUCAGGGGGUUGCACUUCUGCGCCCACCACUGGAGGCACAAUGCUACGGAUGCUGGGGCCUACUCAGAAAAGAGAAGUGAAAGCCACGCAGAACCUCUCCAUCAUUGUGCUGUUCUUUAUCAUCUGUUGGAUUCCUCUGUACACCAUCAACUGUGUGCAGGCCUUUUGCCCAGACUGUAUCAUCCCUCUUGAGCUGACUAAUUUCUGUAUCAUAUUGUCACAUGCCAACUCUGCCGUGAAUCCUCUGCUGUACGCCUAUCACCUACGCGACUUCAGAGCUGCUCUCAAGACUUUGCUUUGCUGUUUGUUCGGCAGCAAGGGGCGCCCUGCAGGUACCGAUCUCCAAGAUUGCAGGUUUGGGUCACACAACACACUUCAUCAGUAUGGUGUGAAUACUCCUACACGAAAUAACAGCCUGCUGUCAUUGCAGCAAAUAAGGACUCCACAGCAACAGCAGCUGUAUGCUGAGUUUUCUACCAUGUCCACUAAGACCACUAGCUGUAAUUUGGCAUCUGGUUCCAAAAUACAGUCACCUCUCAGCACAAUAAUUACCAACAUGAAUAGCAUCCACCAGGCCAUUGCUGACCUGGCCCUUGGUGAGGACACUGCUGAUGAUCAGCAGAGACGCAGGAGGAUGUGGACUCUAACUGAAGUUUCAUCAACUUAUGAAGAAGAUAGACCUGUCAACAGUGUACAUUUGGCACUGGAACAUAGUGGUGACAGUUGUGUUCAAAGAAGAAGUGGCACUCAUAGGGAAUCAGGCCAAGUGAACUCUGCUUAUAUUGAAGAACCUAUUGUGAUGGACUACACUGAAGAGGAUGAUGAUGUCUUUGUAUCUGGAGCUGUAGCAACAUUAUCAUCAAAUAUUGCAGGCUUUAAUGAAAGGCUGUUCAUUAGAAACACUAUGAUGGAAAAUGAAAAUGACACUAUUCAGAAUUCGGGAAACGUUUUAGUUCCUCGUCAGUCUAAGGAACAAUUUGAGCUUGGGGUACAACAUACAGGGUCAGUAUCAAGCAGAAAUUCAGCAGGUGCAGGUUUUCCAGAGUCAAGCAGCAAGUUAUAUCGGCCAAAUAGUCUUAUUAUUGAUGAGGCUGAUAUCACCAACUACUCCCUAGAUGAUCAUGACAUGACUAAACUCUCUCCAUGUCGCUGUAGAAUGAAAGAAGUUAUUGUAGCCAGUAAUGAUGGAAUAAAUUGUAAUGGUGCUAAUGUUUUGACAUUAGGUUCUGAAAAUAAUGUUAGUAGUACUGGAAUCAGUGAGAAUAAUAGAACUCACAUUAGUUCUGAAAACCUAAGACUUAGCCCUUUAAAAAUUGUUGGUGAAUUUUUGUUUCACACAAACUCUAAGAAACCAACUCGCUUGAAAGAUGUUUUGAAUGAAUCCUGUGAAUUUAAGAAGAAUGGUGGUGAAUGUGAAGACUCUCUUGACUGCCAUAGUGCAGUACAGAGAUUAAAAGGUUCAGAAACUCCUCAGGACAAUGGUUGUGCAGUCCAUAAACAUGAAGUGACUAAAUGUGUGGAUGAUACUGUGACAUGAUAUGCUGUCAUGUUAGUUAUGUGACUGAAGUCAAGUGUGUAAAUGUACUCUCACUACUAUUUGUGAAUGUAUGUCAUUUCAAAAUGCAUGUCAUGUAGGAAAAUUGUCGUGAUGUAAUAAAACCAUAUUUCUUCUUCUGUCCUGUGGUUUUUAUUCUAUGUAUAUAAUAGUUAAGUAUACUUCUAUCUGUCUGACUGUCCAACCACAUUUCUUCCAAAUACUGUGAUAUAUAAAAAAUAAUAAACACAAAAACUGUUCUUCUGAGACAGAAAAUCAGAGGAAAAUCGCGAAUUUUAAUUUAAUGUGCAUGGUUUCAAGUCCAUGUCAAUUUAUUUCUUCAUUCUUUCACUAUAAGAAAAGCAUUGCAGAUGUGAUGACAGUGAAUUCAUUUUCAUAGCAAAAUAGUAAUGGAACAAAGGUCACAAAAAUGACAUGCAUAUAAAAUAUGAACCCUAGACACAUUAAAUGUAUAAUUUCUUUAU